CGUGGUUGUUAUAAUCAUAGUCGUGGUUGUUAAGGUACGUGUACACUGUAGAUUAAAAUCUAGCUAGACUUGGCUUUCUCUAGCGAGACUAAUCUAAAGUGUGUGUACACUACACCAAAAUUUGCUCUCUCUAGAGCUUUGAUAGAGUGGUACUAGAUUAAAUCUAGCGAAAUUGCUCUACCGUUUGUGUACACUGGAGUGUGUUUGACGAGGAAGUCUCAGUCAGACUUGAGAUUUGUGUGUGGUGAGAUGUCACAAUCAAGGCGCCUAGUUGCUGCAGCUGCGACAUUAGUUAUAAUGAAGGAUUUGAAGAAAAAGAAGAGAAAGAAAAAUGUGUGGGUCAGAAAAUGGAUAGCCAGAAGAAAUGAAGAGGGAGCACAUGCAAAACUGUUAAGAGAAUUGCUUGAUGAGGAUGCAGUAAUCUAUAAGAACUUUCUACGUAUGUGUCCUGAAGAUUAUGAUUAUUUACUGUAAAAAGUGACCCCUAAAAUUAAAAGACAAGAUACUCAUCUCAGAAAAGCAAUCACCCCUUCAGAAAGGCUAAUGCUUACACUUCGAUUUCUAACAUCUGGGGACAGUUACCACUCACUGAUGUACACGUUCCGCAUACCAGUAACAAUUAUUUCGAAAAUAAUCCCCGAGGGUUGUAAGGCACUAUACGAAGUUCUGAAAGAAGAUUAUCUUAAGAUUCCCAGUUCGAAUGAAGAAUGGAACAAAGUGGCCCAAGAUUUUGAAUUGAAAUGGCAGUUUCCUAAUUGCAUAGGAGCACUCGAUGACAAACAUGUCGUCAUGAAACAGCCACAAAACAGCGAAAGCUUAUACUUCAUUUACAAGGGUACCAACAGCAUUGUGCUAUUGGCAUUGGUUGAUGCAAAUUAUAAAUUCAUGUACAUUGAUGUCGGUUGCAAUGGGUGAAUAUCUGACGGAGGAAUAUUUAUAAAUUGCUCAUUAUCAACAGCUUUAGAGGACAAUCUUUUGAAUAUACCAAUUGGACGACGGCUAGAUUACACGGAUAACGAUGACCCUGUACCAUUCGUUGUUGCUGACGAUGCGUUGCAUUGAAGUCAUACCUCAUGAAACCGUUUCCUUUCACAAAUCAACCUGCUCCAAAUCGCAUUUAUAACUACAGAUUAUCCAGAGCACGCCGAGUAGUGGAAAACGCAUUUGGAUUGGUAUCUGCCCGAUUCCGCAUCAUAAGACGGCCGAUGGAGGUGGCCCUAGAAAGAGUGAAGCAAAUUGUAUUAUCCAUAUGUGCUCUACACAAUUUUUUAUUCCCUCGAAAUAACUCAGCCCGUGUUUAUGCUCCCUCUGGAAUGUUCGAUAAGGAAGAUGAUGGAAUUUGUACUGCAGGAAGUUGGAGACAAGACGGUUUGCCUGCCAGCACUUUGCAUUCCUUGCAACGUUCAGUUACUACUAAAAAGUCUACUAGGAUGGCUAAAGAUAUUCGUGAUCAGUUUAAACAGUAUUUCAUGACAGAAAAGGGUGAGGUUCCAUGGCAAUAUAAAUAUUUCUGAAUAAAUAGGCUGCAUGUGAAAUAUAAGUAAGUGUU
Molecule: messenger RNA, 1549 nt
Organism: Homarus americanus (American lobster)
Lineage: Eukaryota; Metazoa; Arthropoda; Malacostraca; Decapoda; Nephropidae
Exons: 3
Coding region: 544-915 (123 amino acids)
Source: RefSeq, a predicted model, not a curated record